Messenger RNA from Schistocerca serialis cubense, 513 nucleotides. RefSeq names its product dynein axonemal heavy chain 12-like. Lineage: Eukaryota; Metazoa; Arthropoda; Insecta; Orthoptera; Acrididae. The transcript has 3 exons. Gene Ontology annotation, biological process: microtubule-based movement. The coding region runs from base 1 to 513 and encodes 170 amino acids. The record is from RefSeq and is a predicted model, not a curated record. Gene Ontology annotation, molecular function: dynein intermediate chain binding; dynein light intermediate chain binding; minus-end-directed microtubule motor activity. Gene Ontology annotation, cellular component: dynein complex.
AUGGCAGACAAUGAGAAGCUAUUUGCUGAUAUGUUUGACUGGCUGGUUCCUCCGUGUAUGAAGUUUUUGCAUAAUGAAGCUACCCACAUCCUGAUGCAUUUAGGUGAAACACAGCUUGUUAAGACAAUGUCUGAAAUUAUAGAGAUGCUUAUGGAUGAUGCUUUAGUUCUGAAUGGUAAUAACAAUAACUAUGUAAGGUUUUGGUUGCAAGCAGCAUUUGUCUUUGGUGGUUCUUGGACAUUCGCAAGUGUACUUGAUGAUGAAGGAAGAGUAAUGUUUGAUGAAUUUUACAAAGGCAUUUGGAAAGGAUUGGAAAGUGAUCACCCAGUUCCAAGGUCUCUGGAGAUAGUUGACAUAUCAAUACCAAAGGAAGGAUUAUUAAUUGAUCUAGUAUACACAUUUAAAGGCAAAGGAGCAUGGAAUUAUUGGAGUGAAGUUGUCAGAACAGCAGAAAUCAAGGAAAGAAUUAGCCUCCAACAGACUCUAAUACCAACUAUGGAUUCCGUGAGGUAA